AUCACCAACGGGGCCUUGAUGGUCUACAACAUAAACUCCGGCCGCUGCCAGCCGCCUUGAUGGUCUACCACAUAAACUCCGGCCGCCGCCACACCACUCGCCGUCCUCUUUGCUUACUCCUUCAAUUUGUUUUUUUUUUUUCUUUAAGUAUCUAGACUGGCGAUUUUUUUUACUCUGGAUAUUCUAAAAUCUCCGGUCGAAAAAAAAGCAGCGGUAUGGUCCGCAUUGAAGCCGGGAGGAGAAUGAACGCUACCAAGUCUGCAACUACUCCGCACGCCCAAAAGCUGUGCAGAAAUGCUGAGAUCGUUCAUCAGAAGCUCCAACUGAAAGAUCCUCUCGGCGAGGCUUCUAGGAGACCUCGUGGCGCCGACGCCGAGGAUCGGUCAUCCGGUUUCGUUGCUAAGAUGAUAAUUUCCUUCCUUUGUUGUCUUGCGCUCUAUGGUAUUCCGGGUGCUCCUGGCUUCGUCGCCGAUAAAAGCCAUUUGAGCACCAGAUCUGAGGUCUAACUCUCCUUUACCUUAACCUCUGAUCCUUGUUGAUUUCCGCAUCCGGGAAACUCUUACAGUUUCGUAUGUUUUUCUGUGCUAUAAUAUUUUCAGAAAAUUUAGUGCUCAGAAUUAGUUUGAUCGUUUGAAUAACGUGCGCCUUAUGGUUUUAUGUCUUUCAUAGGCUCAGUAACUUCGAUUUUUUCUUGAACAGUUUUGCAAUUUUGAGCUGCUGCUGUUUGGUUGUCUGAAUCAAUCAAUUUAAUGGAUCAACAUAUGGUUUUUAGCUUUUCCUUUAGGUGUAGGAUGUCAUAUUAAUGGGAGCGGAAAAGAAAGCCAUGGGAAGAAAUUAAGGGCAGUGAGCUCUCCAUUCUCCAGCUGGUGUGCCAUGAAAGCCGGUAAUGACAGCACGUUUUCGAACUGCACUGUUCCCAAUUGCUGCAGCCGGGACUUCUGAUGCUGGGAAAGCCUGUGUUUUUGUUUCCGGUAUAUGACUUGAUUGACUUCUAAUAAAUGCUCCCACUCACAGCUAUAUGCCAAUGUUCCUAUGAUUGGCAGCCUUGGGUGCAUAGCUAUUCGUCUAUUCUUCCUUUGUUUCCCCAAGUACUAUAUCUCACUUUUCUUUAAUACAACCUAUCCCAACAAGGACACUCCUAAAUCCAAUUUGUUAGAGGAUGAGAUUGUGGCUCCGGCAAACCCAAGAUUGUGCAAGAUUCACAAGAAUAUUACACUUACCAAAGCAAUUCAAAAAGACGAUCAUAAAUAUGAGCCAUAGUUUUUUUUUGCAUUAGGUUUUCUGAGCUUCGCCUGAGUAAGCCUAGGUGCCUAAGACUCCCACGCAAAGAAAUGAACGUGAUUGUCUCUCAUUGUCUCUCAUGUUCCCAGGGACCCAAUGGAGUUCCAGCGGUUUUCUACUGUCGACUUUCUUUCCAUAUAAGGUAAUAUAGCUCCACGGACUUAAAUUUGCAAAAGAAAAAACAUACUCCUUAUUUGCAUUUCAUUCCAUAUUUUUUCAUCCUUUUGACUACCUUGUCAAUGGAAACCUCUUUGCUGCUUUAAUUGUAUUUAUGAGAAAUAUGGAGUAAUAUACUUCCUAGGUCCCUACAUUUGAGUACACACGGAAAUUGGAGUUAAAAAAAGUAUACCGUGUGAUUGAGAAACAUUUUUCAAGGAAAAAUACCUCUUCUGUCCUUGAGCAUUAGUCCAAUUUUACUUCAUUUUUGAUGAUCAAAAUUUGUCUAAUUUGACUUCUGAAUCAAAUUCGAUGAGUACUCCGAGUCGGAGGUAGUAAUUGAGAAAUAAUUGACUUUUGAGUCAAAUUGGAUUAAUACUCUGAAAGUGAGGUAGCAAUUGAAAAAAUAGUAGAGUGAUCCAUAGUCCUUAUUUUUAAAGAAAAUAAAACACAAUUU
Cuscuta campestris is the source of this 1894-nucleotide messenger RNA. The record is from the annotation of a GenBank genome assembly. NCBI's taxonomy places the organism in Eukaryota, Viridiplantae, Streptophyta, Magnoliopsida, Solanales, Convolvulaceae.